Molecule: messenger RNA, 1034 nt
Organism: Hibiscus syriacus
Lineage: Eukaryota; Viridiplantae; Streptophyta; Magnoliopsida; Malvales; Malvaceae
Exons: 1
Coding region: 511-996 (161 amino acids)
Source: RefSeq, a predicted model, not a curated record
CAUACACAGGUAGUUGAAUUGCUGAACCUUGUUCUCACUUCUCCAUUAACUGUUUUUUACUAGAUCCCGUUGUUUAGUUAUAAAAAGCUAUCCAAGUUGAAUUCACAUUAAUUCUCAUCUCUUCGACCUUAAUUCUCUUAGAAUUGUUAUCUAUAGCUCGUUAUGAGGAGAGCACAGAGCAUGGCUCAUGCAGCAUGGAGGCGUCCCACCAUAGACUUGUCUUCCUGGUAAUGAAUUGUACCCCGUCAUCGUGGCUCAGCUGCUCGAUCAAACUCGAAUGAAGAAGGAAGUCCCAUAGAAUCUAGCCCCAAGAAAGAAGAAGCGUUUAAGCCUCUUCUAACACCUGCCCCUUCAAGUACAAAAGAAACCAUAGAGCUUCCUGUGUCUUCAUCAGUUGAAUGGACUACAGAAAUCGAGUAUCCGUGUUCCGAUGAUGAACGGCAUCACAAUAGAGACGUUGAUCUCAAAGAUGGUGAGGAGCUUAUAAGCCACAACUCACAUGACGACCGCAUGAAUGAAGUUGAGUUGUGGCAACAACUAGAGCAGGAGCUUUACGAUAAGCCUGAAGGUGGCGAGACUGAUGUUGUUAACCAAAUAAGGGAAGAAGAAGAGGCAGCCAUUGCAGAGGUGAGAGGUGAGGGGCAGUCAGAUACUUCGGUUCCAGAAACAAAGGAAGUGCACCGGUUUUUCCCUGCUGGAAAGAUAAUGCAUAUAAUUACAGUUCAGUCUGAUGAGGUGGAGUCUAAAGGUGAUAGUUCGAGCUCCAGUGACUCCGAUAAUGGGCUAAGAACAAUGGAUCCUAAGAUUGGGAUCUUCCUUACACCAAGAUCAUUGUACAGUAAAUUGCGGCUUUCCCAGAGCAUGAUAAGUGAUCAUUUCAUGCCUUUUUAUAGAAGACAGAUAGAACAGCUAAUAAAGGAGCUUGAAGAGGAGCAAGCUCAGAAUGUUGAGAACCAGAACGAUCAUGGUGGAUAUUCUGGAGAGGUAGUGUUAUAGGAAAUCAAUGCUCUUUUUUCUUUUUUAUGCAAACAAAU